Messenger RNA from Chilo suppressalis (striped riceborer), 1215 nucleotides. The record is from the annotation of a GenBank genome assembly. NCBI's taxonomy places the organism in Eukaryota, Metazoa, Arthropoda, Insecta, Lepidoptera, Crambidae.
UUGUCUGAGUUAUUUACUCCGCAAACAGGCUUACGCAACUCUGUUGGUGGCUCGAUUAAAUAUUUAUAAAUAACCAGUCCAUCGGUAUCUUAAUGGUUACACAAAUGGAACAAACUUUGGACAAAUUCAUCAAGAAAAACCUUAACCCAGAAGACUUGAAGCAAUUUAACAGAAUCCAUUAUGGAAGAGAAGAUCAUUGUGAAUUAAAAUUUAAAGAAUCUACAUUUAAAACAGCCGGUGAGAGUAAUAUCGAUGUAGCAGGAUAUUACUUUACGGCUAAUAGUGAACAAGUGCGUAGUCCUAGAAAUGUGAUAGUGGGUUUAAUUCAACACUCCAUUGUCUUACCUACUGAUAAGACCGUGAGUGAACAAAAAGACGCCAUUUUCCAUAAGAUCAAUAAGAUUAUAGAUAUCGCCGCUUCAGAAGGUGUACAGAUACUAUGCUUACAAGAAUCUUGGUAUAUGCCCUUUUUCUUAUGUACAAGAGAAGUGGAGAAAUGGAAGGAAUUUGCCGAAUCAGCUACGGAGGGUCCUGUCUUCAAAUUCCUCUCUCCGAUUGCUAAGAAAUACAAAAUGGUUAUAAUAUCACCUAUACUCGAAAACGAGAACGGCACUUGGUGGAAUACUGCAGUAAUAAUAGAUGAAAAAGGCCAAUAUAUGGGAAAGCAUAGAAAAAAUCAUCUACCAAGCGUGGGUAGUUUCAGCGAAACAUCUUACUACUCUCCUGGAAACUUGGGUCAUGCAGUUUUCGAUACCAAAUACGCUAAAAUAGCUGUGAACAUUUGCUACGGAAGGCAUCAAGCGUUAAACUGGCUAAUGUUUGGAUUAAAUGGUGCUGAGAUUGUAUUCAACCCGGCAGCAACCAUUUCCGAAUUUGGUGAGUCUUUUUGGGGUAUUGAAGCAAGGAAUGCCGCUAUCGCUAAUGCUUACUUCACAUGUAGCAUCAAUAGAGUAGGCACUGAAGAUUUUUUUGUAAUCAAGAAUGAAAAAGAAGAGCGUAUAACAAGAUCUUAUUAUGGAUCAAGCUAUAUUACAGCGCCCAAUGGUCAAAGAACCCCGAGCUUAUCAAGAGUUCGAGAUGGAUUACUGAUAUCGAAAUUCGACCUCAAUUUAUGCCGGCAAGUAAAGGAUCAAUGGGGAUUCAACAUGACAUCUCGGCUAGAUAUGUAUGCGAUGGAAUUAAUACUAAAAACUCAAACUUAGACAAUUAAAGAGU